UUUAAUUUCUAGAAAUUACUCUGCUGCUGUUUUUUAAGAUUUUCAAUAAAAUUAAUCAAGAAAAAAUAUAAAAAAUCACGUGAAAAAUGUCCGAAGAAGUCACAAUUGAUCGCAAGCUAAUCGACAUCUUCGACGAAGCCUACCACUUGUAUGAUUCCUUUGAAGUUCGUCAGGACCCCACAAAUAGCGAUUCCUUCCAAUCGGAUAUCAAAAAGUGCAUUCAUUUGUUCGAAGAUGCCACACGUCUCGUGAGUCUUUGUGGCGUUUUCAGCUCGAACGAAAGUCACGAGGAGAUAGCAACAACUGACUUGCGAUAUUUGCUUCUUCCCUUCUUCCUGGCACAAUUGAAUCUUAAAUUGUGCGGCGGGAAUCGAAAGGAAUGCGUGGAAGUUGCGGAAAUUUAUUACAAGGACUUCUUGAAACGAUGCCUCGAGUAUGGUUUGUACGAAGAAGAAAGUUCGCGUGACAUGGAAGUGACUCGUGCCGCACCGAAAAACGAAUUCGAGCAAUUGCAACAAAUGGCAGCGACGAGAGAACAAAAAUUGCAAAAAUAUCGCGAAAAGAAGGAACUCGCCGAUCAAAUUAAACAACUUAAAAUCGCAAUUUCCGCUGAACAUAUCGACGACGAUGUCAAACGCGAAUUUUAUUCGAAGCUUUUGCAGUCGUGCAUCAUCGAGGCAAAAGACGAACUUAUCACAAUCGAUCAGGAAAAGGCGAUUCUCGAACAUUUGGCGAGACGCGAACCCGAAGGAGCCCACGCCAUGAAGCCAAAACACGUCAACCCUCCAAAACCUCUAAAACCGAUAAUUAUCACGAAGGAUUUGGUCCAGAAAGCUGUCUAUGGCGCCGGAUAUCCGUCAUUGCCAACACUAACGGUCGAAGAGUUCUAUGAGCAACGUGUACGAGAAGGAAUUUGGAUGGAUCCCGAACAAACGAAGAAAGCACAACAAUUGGCACUGCAAAAUCGGACAGACGAAAUGGAAAAGGAGCUCGAAGAGCAAGAUGAAAUACAAAAGGAAGACCAAGUGGAGAACGACGAUCCCGAAUAUCUGGAAAGAGCUCGUGCGAUGGACGAUUGGAAAGAUGAUCAUCGUCGAGGAUUCGGAAAUCGUCACAAUAGAAGUUAAGAAUUUAGUAUUUUUAUAAAAAAAAAAACGCUGUUGCAUGGAAAUUUUAGUAAUAAAAACAAUGAAUGAAUAAAUAUGUGUGAA
This is a messenger RNA of Culicoides brevitarsis, 1211 nucleotides long. RefSeq names its product immunoglobulin-binding protein 1 (gene Tap42). The transcript has 2 exons. Gene Ontology annotation, cellular component: cytosol. Gene Ontology annotation, molecular function: protein phosphatase 2A binding. The record is from RefSeq and is a predicted model, not a curated record. Gene Ontology annotation, biological process: regulation of dephosphorylation; regulation of signal transduction. Lineage: Eukaryota; Metazoa; Arthropoda; Insecta; Diptera; Ceratopogonidae. Bases 87 to 1127 code for a protein of 346 amino acids.